AUGGAGAAGGGAAAAGGCAAAGCAAACGUUAUGCAAGAUCAGGAGAAACGGGAAAACAACAGCCAAAGCAGGAACUCCAGCAGGAGUUCCAGCAAAGCCGGAGUCCAAGGUACUCUUUACGAUGCCGUUGCUGGAAGGCUCAGCUACGAAGGCUACAUCUUGGACAGCACGAAGAAGCCCGUGCCCCCCGAUCAAGUGCUCUUCAGCCGCAAGGACGCUCCUAUCCGGUAUCAAGAGAACGAUGUAUACUUCGCCAACCGUAAUCUUCCCGCUGGUGUUACACUCCCGGAUUCGGACCUACUCAAAGCAAUCCAUGCCUACGCGUCCGAUUACUACGGGUCUGGACACCUGGGCGAUACACGAGAUGAUUUCUGCAGUAUGGACGAAACGGCACUGCUUGCCAUGGGCAUCUUACUCGAGGAAGCGGCUCGCCACGCCCUCGGGAAGACUGGAGAUCUGGCUUUUGUCCAAGGCGAGCGAGAAGAAGGGCCAGAGGAGCGGCCGUGA
Messenger RNA from Lecanosticta acicola, 507 nucleotides. The record is from the annotation of a GenBank genome assembly. Lineage: Eukaryota; Fungi; Ascomycota; Dothideomycetes; Mycosphaerellales; Mycosphaerellaceae.